ACAUGGCCCUCAACAAAGUAAGAGGAAAUCAUCACCUCAAAUAUGUACAAGUGUGUGAUUGUGAGCCGCAUGCUGUCACACUCUUGAAAUGUCAGUUCUGGCCAGGGUCACCAGCAAAUUCCACCAUAGGAUUGAGCUUCAAACUGAUGGAGUUUGUGGAGAAUGUCUUUCUUCAUUGUCAAGUGUCCCUGCUAAACAUCACAGAAGUGAUCACAGAACUCAGUCCUCAGCUACAACCAACACAUGUAUUUCAUGCAUCAGUACAAGCAUUGUACAAACUACAAUGGAAAUUUGUACAAUAGAGCUUGGUGUCCUUUAUGUCCAAGGGAUGAUGGUGAACUCAUUGAAAGCAUGGGUGGGUGCUUUGGAUUGUGUAGAAAAAAGGACAAAGGGCAUGAUUUAGGAACACCCAAACAUGGAACACUCCUAUUUGCAGACCACGAUGAUGUUGACAAUUUUGUUAACAGUUAUGGCAAAGCUGGAGCAGACAUGGAACA
Stylophora pistillata is the source of this 497-nucleotide messenger RNA. RefSeq lists its product as uncharacterized. NCBI's taxonomy places the organism in Eukaryota, Metazoa, Cnidaria, Anthozoa, Scleractinia, Pocilloporidae. The record is from RefSeq and is a predicted model, not a curated record.